Molecule: messenger RNA, 973 nt
Organism: Chondrus crispus (carragheen)
Lineage: Eukaryota; Rhodophyta; Florideophyceae; Gigartinales; Gigartinaceae
Exons: 2
Coding region: 1-666 (221 amino acids)
Source: RefSeq, a predicted model, not a curated record
AUGCAGCGCACUCUUCAGCUUGCGGGGGCAUUCUACCGCGCGCGCCCCGUGAAACAAGCGGGCGCCACGAUGGCACGCGGGCGCAAUCUAGCGUGCGCGGCCUCGCCGCGGGACGGGGCGCCGCCGGCGCGCAAGGCGGGUGAAAUCAUGGGCAUGGCAGCCAACAAGGCGACGCGGUUCGUGUACCUGCGCACGCUGCCGCUCGUGAAGCAGCCGGAGCUGGAGGGGCAGGUGGACGAGGUGGCGGGGCGCAUCGAGGACAUGACAGCGCGGCUCUGCGAGAAGCACGGCGGGGCGCUGGUCGACGAGCGCAGCGCCGUGCACCUGCACACGGCCGCGCUCGCUAUCGCGACGCACCGCGUGCUCGAGCCGCGCAUCCGCGACGAGUGGCGGCUGGGCAACGUGAUUCGCGCGGGGUACGGCGCCAAGCUCGUGCCCGCCCGGGACGCGACCGAGGCGGACCGCAAGGCCGUCAGGGUGACGGAAAGGCUGCGACCGGAUUUCUGGGUCGUGCGCGCUGCGCUGUGGAUGUCGUUCAACAGGAUGAAGGCGAUUCGCAAGAUGACCAGUAAUAUGGCGCGGGAUUUCGGGCAGUCGUUCGAGACGACAAGCACUGAUCGGCAUGGAGAUGAGGGCGAGACUCAUUCGCUGCUUGUGAGUAAGUGAAUUUUUUUUCCUUCUUCUGUCCUGUGUUCGACGAAACAAAACACAUGUGCGGUGAGGAGAGAGAGGAAUUGUUUUUCUAACGACUUGGCUGUUUUUUUUCUUUCUUUUGUUGGUUUUUCCGCUUACCCUUUGUGGCCUCGUCUGUGUGACAGCAAAGUGCUUCUACAACACACUCUGUCGAGACGAGGGCUUACCACACUUGACCAAGAUAUUUUGUGCGUUAGACAGAGCCUUGUACUCUCCAAUCACGAAACAGAGCCAUGGGAUAAAUUUCAGUCUAGACCAGACUUUGGCUGAUUUCAGUCCA